Messenger RNA from Penicillium bovifimosum, 693 nucleotides. Its product is annotated as DJ-1/PfpI family protein. The transcript has a single exon. The coding region runs from base 1 to 693 and encodes 230 amino acids. The record is from RefSeq and is a predicted model, not a curated record. Lineage: Eukaryota; Fungi; Ascomycota; Eurotiomycetes; Eurotiales; Aspergillaceae.
AUGUCAUCAGAGUCUCCGAACCAGUACUACAGGGUCGGGGUCCUCCUGUUUCCCGGAAAUGAUAUCCUCGACUUUGCAGGUCCAAUCGAGGUCUUGUCUCAUGUCUCGCACAAUCGCAACCCAGAGGAGCCGGACAAAAUGUUCGAGAUCAAGACCAUCGCUAGCACUCAUACAACUCGUGCCGCGCAGGCACUCACUGUUCAGGCAGAGAUUCUCUUGCCAGACGCCAUCGACAAGAUCUCGGACUUCGAUAUACUGGUCAUCCCAGGUGGCCCACCGUCCGCUUUGCAGCUGCUUGUUGAGAACAAUGCACCAGAGUUGGAAUUGAUACGGAAGUUCGCAGCUCUACCUGGCGACAGAAUCUUGUUCUCAGUCUGCACCGGCGCCCAUCUCCUCGGUGCUGCGGGUGUACUCGCCGGAAUGACCGUGUCAACCCACCAUCGCGGUCUGGACUCUUUGCGUGAUAUUUGUGCUCGUUCCAAUGGCUCAGAUGAGCCUGCUACGGUUGUAACCCACCAGAGAUAUGUCGACGGGGGUACGCUGAAGAAGGGACGCGGUGUCAGACUCAUUACUUCUGGAGGGAUCAGCUCAGGCUUGGACGCAAGUUGCUAUAUUGUCAGCCAACUGGCGGGGCAUGACAUGGCGGCUUACCUAGCUCGAGUCAUGGAAUAUGAUUGGCGUGAGCUCAAAUGA